This is a messenger RNA of Parnassius apollo (apollo), 642 nucleotides long. Lineage: Eukaryota; Metazoa; Arthropoda; Insecta; Lepidoptera; Papilionidae. The record is from the annotation of a GenBank genome assembly.
UUGGAUGAAGCUAGGAGUUCAGAAGACACAAUUCUAGGUGACCUUAAAGUCGCAUAUGAAACAUACAAAGACUGCAGCAAUAACGAUAUUGGCAACUGUCUGAAGUUAAAAUUAGCGAAAGCUCUCACCAAAGUUUCGAAGAGUGACGAGAUUGUGCUCCUGAACGGAGUGACCAUUUCAAAGGAUAAAAACGCAGUCGAAAAUGUGGAAGUUGAGGAGGCGGUUCCAAGAAGUCUUGACGAGAACUCACUGGACAACCUUAUUUUGGACAAAAUCAUGGGAUUCAUGCAAACUCAUACGAUCCAGAUCAAAUUCCCGUCUGGUUCGGACUUGCAAGGGGCGUCGGAGGAAGGUCGAGCCAAGAGGAAGAAGCUCGCUCCCCUCUUGGCAAUUCCCCUGCUCAUCGGUGGAAUGAUGGUGCCUCUUGCGUUUGGAGCACUAGCAUUAUUGGCUGGAAAAGCUUUAAUCGUCUCUAAGCUCGCUCUGGUGCUUGCUGGUAUUAUUGGUCUGAAGAAACUGCUGUCGUCUAGUAGCGGAAGUGAAGCCCACGAAGUCGUCGUAUCUGCUGGACACGGUGGCCCUGGAUGGAGUCGAUCCCUUGACAACGCCCACGACCUAGCAUACAGCGCAUAUGCCCAGUAA